Messenger RNA from Tigriopus californicus, 1014 nucleotides. Its product is annotated as histone-lysine N-methyltransferase SETD7-like. Gene Ontology annotation, molecular function: protein binding. Lineage: Eukaryota; Metazoa; Arthropoda; Copepoda; Harpacticoida; Harpacticidae. The record is from RefSeq and is a predicted model, not a curated record.
AUGACGGGUCAUGUGCUUGUAUUCCUCCUCUGUAUUCAUUUGUUCAAAGCACAGCAGCUUAUCACAAACUGCAAGAACGAACGAAGUGACCUCUGGAAACCUAACACCAAAGAUGGCUUGCCAAUCCGGAAAUUUAUCAAUAGCUUUACCUUCACAACAGCCCAACCUCAAAACAACAGGGAGGAACUAAAAUAUAAAUUGGACAUUAUUACGGGACGUGUGGCUGUAGUCCGUGGAGCAAAUGGAAUAUCUUGGACUCAAGCCGGAUCCCUCGUUCGAGAUGGCUGGCUUUACGAUGAUCCUAAUAAUGGUUAUACCUUGUAUGUGUACCCAGAUUUUCGGACGGGUAUUCUUGGCAAUUUUAACCUCAUUGGAGAGCUUAUCCAAGGUCAACCUGUCAAAAUCAUUCAAUACAGGUAUAACAUCAGAUCACUGUCUUCUUUGGAACGAGCCUUAUUUUUCUCCAGAUGUUCUUUGAACAUCCUCCAAAUAAAGAUCAGUCAACCGAAAGAGACAUCGCCCAAGUUCCGUUAUGAGAAAAUGACAUCCUUCUUCGCCGGAUCUCAGCCCACGGUCAUGGAUCCAAUGGAGCGGAUGAACGUUUAUAUCGGCAAUACAAACAUGGGCGAGGGCGUGUUUGCCAAAAAGGACCUUUUUCCGUUCCAACUGAUCUGCUACUACAGUGGGCUGUUCAUUUCUCACGAGGAUGCAAAAACAAUGUUCUCCAACAUGAGUUUGAACGAGCUCAAAACAAAUUCGCGUUACUUGGUCAACUACAAUAGCACUCACCUACUCGAUGUGCCUAGUGGAAAUCUGGCCCAAUUCCGAUCCAGUUUAGGGCACAAAGUAAACCACAGCUUUCGACCGAACAGUAGAUUUGUUCAUGCUCGCAGCCCAAGGUUUGGUAAUGUCACAGCCAUCGAAUCAUUGACUUUCAUCAAACGAGGCAGUGAGGUCUUGAUCUCAUACGGUUACCAGAACAUUUCGAAUCCAUUCCUCGAUUGGUAUAAGUAG